UAUUAUAUAAUAAUGAUCUUGAUAGUCAGUAUUACAAACCACUCUGUUGAUUUAAAGUUGGACAGCUGAUGACAUGGCUGAUGCCAUAUUUGUGCCUAUUUACUCAUACUUUCAGAGUGCUUUGUCUUGGUGCUCCUUGUUAUUGACUAAUCAACAACCUUAACUCAAAUCACCUUUGCCAUACAGUGGACGGCUACAUUUAUGGUAAAAACAAACGCAAAAUAGAUACAUGUCACUGACCUGAAGAAGCGUGGAACUUUGACAGUCGGAUUGUAAACUGCAGACAACCUCUUAAAAACAUGAUGGGCAAAGGGCACUAGCCAAAGUCCUCAUUUUACUCUCUACCACUGGCUCAUCCUCAAGCAUUAAUCCAAUACAUAUAGCCCGGUUUGUGUGAUAUCAACGCAUCAUAGCACAUGAAUUACAGUGCUUGAAAUGUUUCUAGUGGUUUGAACUGUGUAUAAAUGCUUCUGUUUUAAGUGAAUUUUCAUAAUGAUUACAGUACUCACAAAGUACUCAGCGACAAGGCUACAUAACAGUCCUCAUAGGAAACAUUUAUUAUAGAGAGAUACAGAUAGAGAAGAUGGCAGAUAGUCGUCAGAUAAAAGAGAAUCUGGUAGAUAAAGUUCUUUCAAGCCUGUUGAUGUCUAAGGGUUUGGGGCAAACAAAUGUGUACUGCUGUUGUAGCACAGGUGCAAACGAACAUGACAUUGUUGUACAGAAUAACCCGAUAAAAUGAUAAGCAAGCUUGCAAAAAUCCAAAAACACUUAAUGGGCUCAAAUCAAUCUGAUUAUUAACCGUACAUGCUAUGAGUUUAUGAAUGACCAAUCACCCCUGUUCUAGACAUGAAUGGAUUAUUUUAUAACAGACUUGAGGAAGACACUGACAUAAAAAGACAUCGCAUGAAAUCACAAGGGGAGAUAAAAGUUUAUGAGGCCUUUGCUAUGGCACGUCAGUUGUAAACUAGCCAGUGCAUAUGAAAACAAUAAGGCUAUCGUCUACAGUCUAUUUUGUAGCUUAAUCUACUAGCAUGAUAAAGUUUUGUGCAGAAUUAAUUUUUGUCAUCAAAUUGAAAUGUGCUAGUAAUGGUUUAAAAUUAUUACAUAUAACCUACAUCUGAAACCCAAUUGAAACAUGCACGCACACACUUAUAUAGAAACAGACCAACAAAUCCACACCUCGACCAUUAUCAUUUAUUUUUGCUAUAGAAUAAUUGAGUUAGCAGGAAAAACUAACAGCCAAAAAGUUGCAAAACUGAAAUAUAUAAUUUUACAAGAACAUAACCAAGCCCUAUCAGCCUUUCAACAUAUCUGUGCUAAAAUGGUAUUCAUGAUUUAUUGUGUCAAAAACCAGAGAGAUGUUUGAAUCCCUUAUUUUCAAAAGGUUCUGUAAAAAACUGGAGACUGGAAGAAACUAAAAAGGUUCAACUCUACGAGAGCAGGACGAUCCGUGUAGAAUAGCUUGAUUGGAUUUAUACUCCACAACACUAGACGGCGACAGUGCAACAAUGGAACGUUGUUUUCCAUUAUCCUGUCUGAGAUAAAACAAAAAAAAAACGAAAGGGAAGGGAAGUUAUUUACCGCUCUCUUUCCGCGUACGGGUGGCAGGAAAGCGAUUUGGUUAACGUCAGCAGUGCCACAUUGCUACGCUUUUCCACGGGGUUGCAACUGUUAAUUGGAGGAUCAUUUUGUCAAAAGGAUGAUUGAUCUUCGAGCCUGGGCGGAAUAUGUGGUUGAGUGGGCUGCCAAAGACCCUUACGGCUUCCUCACCACAGUCAUCCUCGCCUUGACUCCCCUCUUCAUAGCCAGCGCCUUGUUGUCGUGGAAGCUCGCCAAGAUGAUCGAGGCGAGGGACCGAGAGCAGAAAAAGAAGCAGAGGCGACAGGAGAACAUUGCCAAAGCCAAGAGGGUGAAGAAGGACUGAGCGUGCCAAGGGAUGAGAUGCAGUGGAAUCAGCCUACUGUCACGUCGCGUCGCGUCCCAGCCUGCUCUUCUGUGUGGCCCGCCCCUGGAGGUGGAGGACCAAUGAAGGGUUUCUUGGGAGGCCUUGCAGCCGUCACGGUGCAGAGCAUGAGGGUUCGUGCUUUGGGACUUGUCGGCAAGAUUUGUUUUUAAUCGUCUCACAGGGUGGCACGAGCACUGCCCCGAGUUACUGUUACUGCAACGUUUUUUGGCAUUCCAUUUAUUAAAAUAUUGCUGAAAUGAUUUUUUUCCACUAAUAAAUAAUUUAAAAACCUGUUUUUAAAAA
This is a messenger RNA of Clupea harengus (Atlantic herring), 2248 nucleotides long. RefSeq names its product small integral membrane protein 15 (gene smim15). NCBI's taxonomy places the organism in Eukaryota, Metazoa, Chordata, Actinopteri, Clupeiformes, Clupeidae. The record is from RefSeq and is a predicted model, not a curated record.